This is a messenger RNA of Condylura cristata (star-nosed mole), 2083 nucleotides long. Its product is annotated as ubiquitin-60S ribosomal protein L40. Lineage: Eukaryota; Metazoa; Chordata; Mammalia; Eulipotyphla; Talpidae. The coding region runs from base 174 to 704 and encodes 176 amino acids. The transcript is spliced from 5 exons. Gene Ontology annotation, cellular component: ribosome; BORC complex; cytoplasm. Gene Ontology annotation, biological process: lysosome localization; modification-dependent protein catabolic process; protein ubiquitination. The record is from RefSeq and is a predicted model, not a curated record. Gene Ontology annotation, molecular function: structural constituent of ribosome; ubiquitin protein ligase binding; protein tag activity.
GUCUGAGUCCCGCCCCUUCCUGCCACGCCUCCACGCACUCCUUUGGCCCUCGGCACGUCGCUGUCACGCGCGCCUGCUUGCAUAGUGCGUAGUGACGUCGCGGCGGCGCAGACGCCAUCCCGGAAGCGCGAGCCAGGUCGCCAGAUGUGCAGACAGCGGAGGAGGAAGAAGAGAUGGACCCCCCGGACACGGCCUCGAGGGUCUUUUGCAGCCGCAUCCUAAGCAUGGUGAAUGUGGACGAUGUCAAUGCCAUCAUCCUGGCCCAGAAGAAUAUGCUAGAUCGCUUUGAGAAGACCAAUGAAAUGUUGCUGAACUUCAACAACUUGUCAAGUGCUCGCCUGCAGCAGAUGAGUGAACGUUUCCUGCACCAUACAAGAACCCUAGUGGAGAUGAAGCGGGACCUGGACAGCAUUUUCCGUAGGAUCAGGACGCUGAAAGGGAAGCUGGCCAGGCAGCAUCCGGAGGCCUUCAGCCAUAUACCAGAGGCGUCCCUCCUGGAGGAUGAGGAUGAAGACCCCAUCCCACCUAGCACCACAACCACCAUUGCCACCUCAGAACAGAGCACCGGCUCUUGCGACACCAGCCCUGACACCGUGUCGCCUUCCCUCAGCCCUGGCUUCGAGGAUCUGUCUCACCCCCAGCCCAGCUCCCCUGCAAUCAAUGGCCGCAGCCAGACAGAUGAUGAGGAGAUGCCGGGCGAGUAGCCCUAGUCCCUGGUGCCCUGAGGGCAGUAGGGAACCUUGCCUUGUCAUCAUCCACUCUACCACCCUGUUCUGUCAUAUGGGGCUUCUGGGGGACAAGGCUUCUACCAGGGGCAUGGCAUUCCUGGGGGCCUUUCUUCCCCACAUCUCGACUGAGAGCUCUUCUGCAGACCCUCUACCUGUCCCAGGAGUAAGCAGCCCCAUCAGUCAGUGGGCCACAGGGAGCUUUUCUAGAGUGGGCCUGAGAUCUGCUCUGAAAAAGACUUGAAGGUUCUCCGAGACCAGAGCCAGAUGUCGCCUGUCCCUGCUCCCUUGUCAGGACCUUUAGGUAGACAAGUACUAUCAUAUCCAAGGUCCCUUCAGCCCACCCUUGGCAUCCACUAAUUCUGGUUCUUUAUCCUGCACCUUCCUAAAACAAAAGUAUUGAAUACUUUUCUGUAAUCCCAUGUCAAGAUUUCUUAGACAGCUAUAGAAGGCCCAGGAUGGGGCUGGCAUUCACUCAGCCCUAAGCCUUGUUGAAAUCUGUUUCUCUGACCAGAGGUGUGCAUGCUGAGGGCCCAGCUGGCCUGUCCCAGGGUCUCUGUGGCUCAAGGCAAGCCACCUUGGAAAACAGUUUAAUGGAGUAUUUUUGUACCUGAUGUUUACAGAUGCUGUUGGGAAGUUAUCAAUAAAGACUCUGUUACUAAAAAGGGAAGGGUACACCUAGCAGUGUCUCCCUUCUGUUCUGGAACCCGCACACUACCAAGCCCAGGAGUAAUUUCUUAGCUCUCACCUCUAGGUCCAGUGCCCUGCACUUUUAACCAUCCACGAGUUUUGGUCCUGUAUCCGGAACAGAUCCAGGUCCCAGCCCACCUUCCCGAGCUAGCAGCAGCCCCUCCAGCGCUCCCUGAUCCCCGCUCCCCGCUGCCCCAGUGCAGUCUCCGAGUGCACUGUGGUCAUGGAGUUGCCAAGUGACCGACUCGGUGGGGUCUCUGCACCCCUCUCCCGCCCUGGGCCUCACGUCCUGCGCCCUUGGGGUUCCUCCGUUUAGAGACCUUGCUUCAGCGCCAGUUUCCUUUACCCGAACCACAAGUACUCCGAAUGCCUGACUCGAAGGCAGGAGGUGGCCAAGCCAGGUGGGGAAAGGUGCGGCGAUCCUUUACUUGAGUGGGUGGGAGGAGCCCGCACCCGGAAGGGACUGGUAGACCGUGGCUCUGACCGCCAGCAACCAACGUGACGUGGGUGUGGCCGAGGGCGGGGCCUGACGGACUGUGACGCAGGCACGCAGCGUGCCUCGUGCGCAAGCGCUCCCGGCAGCGAAUUGGAGGUUUCCGGUUCCGCCGCCCUCUUUCUCUACAACGAGGCGGCUGAGCGGGUCGGUGGCGGCGCCUUUGCGGGUUCAC